Molecule: messenger RNA, 1916 nt
Organism: Closterium sp. NIES-67
Lineage: Eukaryota; Viridiplantae; Streptophyta; Zygnematophyceae; Desmidiales; Closteriaceae
Source: the annotation of a GenBank genome assembly
CUCCGAAUGUCAUGGUCUAGACCACACGCGAGACCAGCAUAAACUGCAGCGUAAGUUGUAGCAGGCUGCUCCAUCCGGGGCUCUCAGCAGCAGCAGGCCCAUCCUUCGCGAUUCCUCUGGUUAGGCCGUAUCCUUGGAUUACUGGUUACAUUCUUCUGGGAAUUUCCAUCUCCAGCUGGUUAUUUUCGUCGCGAAUCGCGAUGGGGACUAGCAGGAAGAAAUCGCACGAGAAAUUGCCAUUCGGCGAGCCGCCGAAGCAGCCAGACGAGCCGUUUAAUCCGUUCAUCAACCACAGCGCGCCGAUCGACUCCCCCUACGAGAUCGUGAAGCUGACGCUGAUGUUCCCCGUGUUCGUCGUCCGCGCCGUCUUCAUGCUCGCCUGCUUCCUGCUCGGUUACGUCUUCGCGCGAAUCGCGCUGAUUGGCGCGAAGAACAUCAACACGAAGCCCUUCCCCAAGUGGCGGAGGAAUCUCCUGUGGCCCGUUAGCAUUCUGACACGUGGCGUUCUCUUCGCGUGCGGUUACAACUGGAUCGAGGUCAAAGGCAAGCCCGCCUCGAGGUCCGAGGCACCCAUCCUCGUGUGUAACCAUGUAACGUUUGUGGACCCGGUGUACCUGUUCAUGGAGCACCUGCCGAUGAUCAUCACGGCUAAGGAGAACAUGAACAUCUUUGUGGCGGGGACAAUCAUGAAGGCGCUGCAGGUGAUCACUGUGGACCGUGCCUCGCCAACGUCCCGCAAGGAAGCCGGUUACGAGAUCAAGAAGCGCGCCAUGUGCAACGACUGGGCGCGCGUGCUGCUCUUCCCCGAGGCCACCACCACCAACGGCCGCUCCCUCGUGUCCUUCAAGACCGGGGCGUUCGUCCCGGGGCUGCCCGUGCAGCCGGUGGUGGUGACGUACCCGUACACGUCGUUCGACCCCUGCUGGGUUGCUGAAGGAUUGCCGGACAUGCAGCUUCUUUGGAGGCUCAUGUCCCAGCCGCACAACAGGAUGCGGGUGGAGUACCUGCCAGUGAUGGCCCCAACGGACGAGGAGAAGAAAGACGCGCGCAAAUUCGCUGAGCGGGUCCGGCUGGCCAUGGCUCGCCGCCUCAACCUCUCCCUCACGGACCACUCCUUUGGGAACGUGCUGCUGGCGCUGGAGGCGCGCAAGCUGAAGCUGCCUGCCGGGACGGCGAAUGUGGAGUUUGGGCGGCUGGAGCAGCUUUUUAGGGUGGAUGUGAAGGAGGCGAAGCAGUACUUGAGACGCUUCAAGGACAUGGACGUUGGGCACUGUGGCACAGUGAGCUAUCCCGGGUUCCUAUCAGCCCUGGGCUUGCCGGACUCAGAGGCGGCUCACACGCUCUUUGAUUUCCUGGACACCAACGAGCGCGGCACCGUCAACUUCCGAGAGUUCCUAGCAGGCCUGGUCUUUGUGUCCCGCCACCCUCACUUCCACGACUCGGUGGAGAAGGCGUUCAAGCGGUUGGAUCUGGAUGACGAUGGACGGCUGACAGCGCACGAGGCCAAGGAGGGCAUGCGGGAGCUCUUCCCCACUAUUACGGACGAGCAGCUGACUAAGCUAUGCGAGCUCCUAGGGCUCAACAGCAAGACCUCUCUCUCCUGGGAUGAGUUUGAGCAUUUUCUCAAGACCCACCCGGAAUAUCUGGUGGCGAUUCUGGCUGCGGAAUUGGGUGAUGCUAAGGCAGAAGACGAGUGCAGUGAAGUGUCAUUUGAUGAGCCGAAGAAGAUGAAGUAGACUAGGACGGUUCCAACCACAUUGCUCGUUGCGUAAAAUUAGAAGCUGUGUCAUCUUGUAAUCUUUUGAUAUUUUAUUUUGCAGUUAGUAGCGUGGUUGGUGAAAUGUGACACAAAUUUACGCUUCUGGUUGGAGUGAUAACAUCAUAUCGCCCUAGAUUGCCACUUGUUUCCUGAAGUG